Molecule: messenger RNA, 1097 nt
Organism: Triticum aestivum (bread wheat)
Lineage: Eukaryota; Viridiplantae; Streptophyta; Magnoliopsida; Poales; Poaceae
Exons: 1
Coding region: 226-891 (221 amino acids)
Molecular function (GO): nucleic acid binding; zinc ion binding
Source: RefSeq, a predicted model, not a curated record
AGAGGUGACAACCACACUGAGUGGAGGAAGAAAGUUGAACUGGCGUUUGUUUGUGCUGAUCUUGACUGGGUUGUGGAGAAACCACAGCCGGUCAGACCCACAGAGCCAGUAAGAGAGGCUACUGACGAUGAUGCUGCAUGGGCUAAAAGGAAAGGGGACUAUGCUCCUUUGGAGCAGUCCUACCUCAUAGAUAAUCAAAAGUGGGUCAAUGCAAAUAAAAAAUGCAUGGCUUUUAUAAAGAACACCAUUGAGAGCGCCAUUGUUGGCUCCAUUGGAGAGUGCACUUCCGCAGGGGAGUUGCUCUCAAAGAUAAAGAGCCAGUUCACUGGCUCUUCAAAGAUAUAUGCCACCCAGGUGUUAGAGCAACUGGUGACAGAAAAAUACACAGGUGGCAGUCAUGGCAUAAGAGAGCACAUCCUCAGGAUGAGCAAUAUGGCAGCAAAGCUCAAACCCAUGGAUGCGGAUCUGGAGAUCAAACCAGCGCUCCUGGUCCACCUUGUCAUGGCUUCAUUGCCGAAGGAGUUUGAAGCUUUUGUUGUGAACUAUAACAUGUCACCUGGAACAUGGGACGUAGAAAAGACAAUAGCAAUGUGUGUUCAAGAGGAGGAGAGACUAAAAGCCUCACAUGAUGGUACACUCAACUAUGUGCAUGGUCACAAAAGAAAGAAUUACAAUCAAAACAACAAAAGUUCUCCUUCAAAGCCACAAGGAAAAGUUUCCUAUCAGCAUCAGCGUCAGCAACAGCCUUUCUCAGUGGACAAAGACACUUGUCUCCACUGUAAGAAGACCGGGCAUUACAAGAAAGACUGUCCUGUUUGGCUAAAGUCGAUCAUGGCAAAAAGAGGGAUUCCAUUCGACGCGGACUACGCUAAGAAGCGAAAGACGCAUUGAAGUGGCGAACGGAGUUGAAGCAGAAGUUGAAGCUGUCGGUGAUAUCUCCUUGGAGUUAGCUGAUGGAUUCAAUCUUCUACUUAGAGAUGUUUUAUUUGUUCCAUCAUGUAAUAGAAACUUAAUAAGUGUUUCUUGCUUGGACAAAGAUAAUUAUGAGUGUUAUUUUGGACAUGGCAAGUGUGCCAUUUGGUUAAAUAAUGCUUAUG